Messenger RNA from Suillus discolor, 243 nucleotides. RefSeq names its product 60S ribosomal protein L36. The annotation marks the transcript as partial. Gene Ontology annotation, molecular function: structural constituent of ribosome. NCBI's taxonomy places the organism in Eukaryota, Fungi, Basidiomycota, Agaricomycetes, Boletales, Suillaceae. The record is from RefSeq and is a predicted model, not a curated record. The transcript has 2 exons. Gene Ontology annotation, cellular component: ribosome. Gene Ontology annotation, biological process: translation.
UUGAACAAGGGCUAUCCCACCACUGCCAUUCCUAGGACCACACACCCCAACCACCGCAAGGGCAUUCAAUCGACAAAAAACAAGUUUGUGUGGUCUGUCGCAUGGGAAGUUUCUGGCUUUGCGUCAUAUGAGCAUCAGGCACUUGAGUUGUUGAGAAAUGCGAAGCAUGGCACACUUCUUCGCACAAAGCACAAGUUGGAGGAGCUCGGUGACAUUACCCAAAAGAGCAGGAGAGCGUGUUGA